AUGGCGGGUCCACAGCUAUACGAGCGGGUACACUACCGGCAUGACACCCGCUGGCUGCUGGAAGACGGCGACAGUUGUCUUUGCUUGGCCUGUGUGAUAGAGAUGAUGGAGGACGAAAGUGUUUCGGUUGUUCGCAAGAAGCAUAUGCUGUCCAGCUUUCAGAAGUUCCUAGAAAAAAAAUCAGAUGCUGUUUACACAUUUCUGGGUAAUGAUGGAAGAAUUUGUGCCCACUUUGUUGGACAGAUGCUGGGGAUGCUUGUGAAUUUGGAAGACGAUUCUGCGUUAAACCUUAUUACUGAAAUUUUGGUGCAGCUAAUUUUGGGCUUCAAAUUGGAACAGUUUGUGCAUUGCAUUUUGGAUGGAUGCUUGAAAGAGUUAUCAGCGGUAACUAGCAUGAGAUUAUACCUACCAAUACUUAACUUUCUUGGAAAACUUAUUGAUGAAAUGCCAAGUGUUGCUGAAACUAUAGCCACUGAUCAUUACAACCUUGUAGAACAGUUGCCACAGGGAUUGAUGUACCCUCAUGAAGGACUGAAGGCUGCAGUGUGUUACUUGUAUGGAAAGCUUUACUCUUCAUCUAUUGCAACAAUAAAACUUGCGGAUCAUUUUAUUAAUAAACUUUGUGAACUUUUCCUGGCUACGCUGGAAAAUGCACAGACAAAAGAAUUACAGAUCAAUUGUAUGGGUUUACUGAAACAGCUGUUAAAUUUUGAUCAGUUUGUGUCCGUGAUAAUGAAUGCAUCUAUAUGUAAUGAAGAUUCUGAAAAUACCCCAUCUUUACAUGCAAAAAUGCCUUUGCCUCUUGUAUUGAAAAAGAUUUUGUUAUCCAAAGAAGAGUUUUUGCAGAUUGCAAGUACACAAUGUAUUGCAGCGGUUCUUGUGCAUUUCCCAGCUAAAUAUGCACCCUCCUUUAUACUUGCUGAUAUCCCAGAGUUUUUAUUUGAAAAUCUAUUGAGUACAAGUGAAGUCCUCAUCUGGUCAAUAUACUGCUGUCUUAUCCUUAUGACUGAAGAGAGGAUUUUUUUCACCAAAUGUCACACAGUGUAUGGUAUUGAGGCUGUGCUAAAAAGUUUAAAGCAUGUACUGCAGAUGAACAACAUGGAACUACAGAAACAGGGUCUGUUGCUGCUUACAGAAAUUCUAAAAAGGCAACCUAUGGAAAUAAAGCUCUUUACUAGCACUGGACUCUUUAAAGCAGCAAUAGAUGUUCUGCAGUUGGCUGUGGAAAACUCUGUUUUGGAGGUUGCUAUUGAAGCAUCUAAGGCAGUAUCUUCAUUUAUACGAAAGGAUCAUCUCAGCAUUCCAGUGCAGUAUGGCGAGUUGGAGAAGCUUCUUAGUAGCAUGAUGGAACACUGUGCAGAGCUUUCUCUUACACCACUAAGGAGAAAAUCUUCAAAAAUCCAACCUAAGAAGCAUGAUAACAAAAGUACCUCUCGUCAAAGACAAUUUCUUACUAAUGUCUUGGAGAGUUUUCACAAUGCCUGCAGAUUAGCCCUGGAUUGUGAAGAAUACCAUAUAGCUCAUAAUAAUGCCUUCACAGCACCCUCUUCCAAAAGCAGCAAUAACCUCCAGACAUUUUCUCUUUAUUUGUUAAAUACAUGUGACAAUUUUUGUAUUCCAAUUGUUUUGAGAUAUUCUGAAUGGCUAUCAGAUCCAGCAACAAUGGAAAUAUUUUUUUUGCUGCUUACAGACAUGUUUGCAGUUGGACCUAAUAUGAAAGAAACAUUUGCUGUAAAACUAGCUUCCGCUUCAAUCAUUAGAUUGGCCUUGGAAACAAAGUCAACAUUAUGUUCGAUUCAAAGGAACACUAAUCUGAACAGUGCCUGUUCUAAUUUUCUUUGUCACUUAUGUAACAUUAUUUGGAAAGUAAAAUUAGCUGAUGAAACCAAUUCUCAAAAAGAAGUGUUUGAUAUUUUGAAAAAGAGCUUGAUCCACAUUGAAGGCAGUACAGAGGGCUUUAUUGCCAUCUUACUGGAGUCGCCGAAUGCAAGAACUAAUAGAGAGGUACUAAGAUGCAAGCAGCAAGCACUGCUGAUUAUUGCUUGUGUUGCUUACCUCAUGGAAGACAGAUUUGUAUCAGAGACUGAUUUAUGGUGGACAGUUCAAAGUUUCCUUCAUUCUUUGCAAAGCCAUGGAGAUAAAGUUCCUUUAUUUGUAGUUAGAGCUGCAUUAUAUCUUUUGGCACGUAGUCAAGACAAAUGUGAGGCUUUGAAUCAGAAAAAGGACAAAGCUGCAUGUGAACAUUGCAAUGGAUUUACCACUUCUCAACAUAUAUGUCAGCAUUUCAAGGGUUGGAUUAGCUUCCAAGUGCCGGACAUGACAGGGCAGAUAUUGCAGCGUUGGUUGGGCAGUCGUGACCUCAUGGGCAUUCUGGAAGGGUCAGGUAUGCAUGGUGGGAGGGGAAAAGUCCUUCUGGUUGAACUUAUGAAAAAAGUUUGGGCAAGGGUGAAGCAACUGAGAGGUGUAGGUGGAAUCAGUGAGCUUUCCCCUAUUAGAAAUAAUCACCUAUUGCCUGAAUUUUUUGCCAUGACAGGACUUCGGAAUUGGGAAACUCAUGGAGUGAUGAGAAUUGGCCAAUUGAUGGAGGACAAGCUAUGCAAGUCGUUUCAGAACCUGCAGCAGGAAUUUAAUAUCCCUAGGGGAUGGUUCUAUAAAUAUCUUCAAUUGAGGCAUGCCCUUGAGGUCACGCUGCGGAAAGGGUGUGUGAUAGCACAAAUGGAGACGGUUCAUAAGCUUGUUCUCUCGACAGGAGGGGGGAAAAGAGGGCUGAUAUCACAAGUGUACGCUCUUUUACUGGAUAAGUUCUUAGAGGAGUUCCCGCUCUUAAGAAUGAAGAAAUGGGAGGCUGACUUGGGAGGUAUGUCUAAGGAUAAAUGGGAGGAUAUACUGGAAGGAGUCCCCAGCAUGUCCUUGAGUGAACAGGGCAAGUUGUCCCAACUAUUUAUCAUACAUAGAGUAUACAAAACACCGGUGUUCCUAAAAAAGGUUGGAGUAAGAAGUGAUGAUAAGUGUCCUAAGUGUAUGGAAGAUGGGGCGGAUUUGUUGCAUAUGCUGUGGUCUUGCCCAGUUAUUGGUGCUUAUUGGGAUGCUGUCAGGAAUAUGAUUAACAGUAAAAUGUCUUUGCAAAUUCAAAAGGACCCUAAGGUGUGUGUGUUGGGGUAUGUGUCUGAGAUUGGAGGGACUGAAUCGGUUAAGGUGGCUGUGGGGAGGUUGUUGUAUGUGGCUAGGAAGUUGGUGGCCAUGAGGUGGAUCCAGGGAAGUCCGCCCACAUUAGAAGAGUUUGAACGGAAGAUUUCUGUCAAUAUAAUCUGCAAAAUGCUAGAGAAUGUCCCAGAAAUCCAGAUGGUCUACUUCCAUCAUCCCCUUUUCCUUAAGCUUUUCUUCAACUAUCCCCAAUUGAUGGAGAAAUAUGGAUGUCUAGUCAUGAAAUGUUGGAUUCAAGAAGACUGUCAUGAAGAGGAGGCCAAGUCAAGCCUUGUCACCAAGCUUCAUCCUACUGUCCAGUGGACCUCAGUAUCACUAAUAAGUAUCCUGCAUGACUGUCCGAAUGCAAUCCUUACUUUGCUGGAUUUGAUGAAUAGUGGCUCAGUAGAAGUAGCUAGUAAAGUGCUUGUGAUCUUAAAAGCAUUUUUACAUGGACUGGACAGUUUUGAAACUUCAGAUUUAAUUUUAAACAAACUUCUGCAAAUAUUACAAGAUACCAUGAUUUCUUCAGACUUGCAAGUCCUCAAAUACAUGGGCCGCAAGAGAAGCACUUCCACUACUACCCCUACCCCGAAGGAGCUGGUGGAUGUCAUGAGCCAAACAAAAGAGAUAGGGUCGGGUAGUUCUCCUGACCAAGUGGAGAUACAGCUAAAAAAGAUCACCUUCAAGCAGAUCUAA
Molecule: messenger RNA, 3882 nt
Organism: Bufo gargarizans (Asiatic toad)
Lineage: Eukaryota; Metazoa; Chordata; Amphibia; Anura; Bufonidae
Gene: MEI1
Product: meiotic double-stranded break formation protein 1
Exons: 24
Coding region: 1-3882 (1293 amino acids)
Biological process (GO): meiosis I
Source: RefSeq, a predicted model, not a curated record